AGCAGCAACGCAGCCGUUCUGGCCUGAACGCGCACUGGCGGCCCCCGCGAGGGCGCGCUGGGGCGAUGCAGGGCUUGCCGCCCGACAGAGGGCGAGGUGGCGGCCCCGCUCUGGCGGAGCCGCAGACUGCAGACUGCGGGGACUGCGCGGCCGAAGACUGCGCGGACUGCGCGGCCGCAGGGGCUUCGGACUGCGCGGCCGAAGGGGCCGCCGCACCUUCUGGCGCCACUGCGGUCCUGCCCGUCGACACCUCCAGCGCCGCUUUUUCGACGUGGCCGCCGCAGUGGACCUACUGCCCGCCGUGCGACAUCCAGCUGGCGGGGCGCGAGGAUGCUAGAGACGCUUCGGGCGGCGCGGCGGAGGGCGACCGGUCGGGUGCGAGCGCGCCCGUCGCCGUCUCCGAGCCCAUGCUGGGCAGCUGGGGUGGCGCGCUGGCCGGGGUGCUCAAGGGCGGGGGCGGCCGGCGGAACGGCCCCCUCGGCGCUGUGCUGGGGCACAUGGCGUGCGCGGUCUUCGGCUGCACCUGCGAGCGCUGAGUGAGGCCCCCCCGCGCCCGCAGCGGCGUCGCGAGAGGGGAAAGAUAUCCCGACCUUCAGAGACCCCAUCGCGCCAGAAUUUGUUUCCCAAUCAUUGCUUGGUCGGCGGAUUUUGAUCGUGCGAGCGUCGUAGAUACCACGUCAAUUGCACCACAUAGAUUGGUCGGCGAUGGGUGA
Messenger RNA from Prorocentrum cordatum, 713 nucleotides. The record is from the annotation of a GenBank genome assembly. NCBI's taxonomy places the organism in Eukaryota, Dinophyceae, Prorocentrales, Prorocentraceae.